This is a messenger RNA of Drosophila willistoni, 2622 nucleotides long. It is a transcript of the gene fipi, whose product is annotated as neural cell adhesion molecule 2. Gene Ontology annotation, cellular component: cell-cell junction. The transcript has 7 exons. NCBI's taxonomy places the organism in Eukaryota, Metazoa, Arthropoda, Insecta, Diptera, Drosophilidae. The coding region runs from base 36 to 1373 and encodes 445 amino acids. Gene Ontology annotation, molecular function: cell adhesion molecule binding. The record is from RefSeq and is a predicted model, not a curated record. Gene Ontology annotation, biological process: cell-cell adhesion.
UCAAUAAAAAGGGAAAAACAAAAGACAAAAAAGCCAUGCGGCUAAUUGGAUUUAUGCUAAAUUUGGCAGCCCUAACAGGGGCCGUCUUGGCCAAUCACCAUGACAGUCUUACGUUGAGCCCGGCCGAGCAUAGUGUCGUCCGGUAUACAAAUGAAUCGCUCAUUGUCCAAUGUCGCAGUCCCCAUCCGGAUGUGAAGCUGCAUUGGAAAUCGCCGAAAGGUGAAGUUAUACGCGAGCACAAAGGACGCAUACAUAUUGAACAAACUGCACCAGAUCAAUUGAAAAUCGUUUUUGCCCACAUCGUAUUGGCCGACAAGGGCAAUUGGUCUUGUGAAUCAACUGAGGGAGGACCGCAUAGUAAAUCCUUCGAUUUGAUUGUGUAUCAGAAAAUUACAUUCGCCGACAAUGCUACUAUACUGACCGUAAAAGAGGGACAAAAUGCAACCAUUUAUUGUGAGGUGAAAGGUGAACCACAACCAAAUGUCACCUGGCAUUUCAAUGGACAGCCCAUUAGUGCAGAAACGGACGCAACGAAAUUUCUCAUCCUGGCCGAUGGUUUGCUCAUCAACAAGGUGACACAGAGUGACACUGGCGAAUAUACGUGCCGGGCAUACCAAGUGAAUUCGAUUGUUUCCGAUAUGCAGGAGCGAACCGUUUUGAUGAAAAUCGAACACAAACCGUUUUGGACUAACAAACAGUUUGUAAGCAUGCAGUAUGCCUAUAUCAAUGGAACGGCCACGAUUUCGUGUGAGGCACAGGCGGAACCGCCGGCAACCUUCACUUGGCAUCGCAAACAGAAGCAUUUGCACAGCAAUGACAAACUGUACACAAUCGAAACGGACAACUACUCAUCCCGGUUAACUAUUCGCGUUCAUAAUGCCAGCGUGUUUGAUGGCUAUCGUUGUCAUGUUGCAAAUCAUCUGGGCACCAUUGAUCGAGUCAAGCAAUUGGAGCAGGGAGAGAAACCACCAGUGCCAGUGACCUUCCAAUUGCGUGGCUUCAACUCGAAUACCUUCGAUGUGGACGUGAGUGUUCCACGUGGCCAGGAGCGUGGUCUCAUGGAUGUAAAUGGUUUUCGCAUUGAAUAUAUGACCGAGUUGGAGUUCAAGACGGACGGCGGCAAGUGGACCAAUGCCAAGCGUAAGGAUUUCCCCUUCGAAGAAGGUGCCACUUUUUUGAUCACGAACCUAGAACCUGAUACUGCUUAUCUGAUGCGGGCCGCCUCACGUAACCUGGCCGGCUAUAGUGACUACACCAAGGUAGAGAAGUACAGGACAUUGUCACUUGAACCCCGCUCAUCGGCAGGCAUCCUUUUACCUGUCAUUAAUCAUCUCCUUUUGCCCGCGUUGGCCAUGUGGCUGUUGGGACAUUGAAUCUGAAUCUGCAGGCGGAUGACGGAUGAUGUGAAAGUUCCCCCAUCUUUCCUAUCUCAAGAAAACAUAAAAAACGAUGUGCUUUAAAGCAACUACUUUCCUGUCUGCUUUGCUAUAUAAACAUAUAUAUAUAUAUAUCUUAAGUUCUUUGUGUAUUUAAGCUGUUGAUAUAAUCAUAACCUAAGUUGAUACUUUAGCUUUUAUGCCUCGAGUUCGAUUAAAUGAAUAUGUAUCUGAUUCUAUAUUAAUCUAAUUGAAUCCUCAUAGUCUUUAAAUUAUAUUAUCAACUCGGAAGUUUAAUAAUCUAAACAAAUGCUUUAGCUCAAUGAGAAAACCGAUACCCAAAAAUUUAACCAAGUGCCAACUAUAUGAAAAUUGAAAAUUAGCCAAAAGAAAAAAAAAACCCAAAUACCUAAACAUAAUUUCAACAAAGAUUUCUUCAUGAGCAAUUGUGCUUUAAUCUACUAUAGAUAUAAUUAAAAUUCACCUCGAUUCUUGAAGACUCUUACAUCUGUAGCCAAACUAAAUAUAUUAUAAAGUAACUUAAACUUUUUCAAAACCCUUGCAAAGGCUGUAAAGUGAGUAAUGAGUCAGCCAGAAAAGUAAAAAUUCUCGAAGGAUAAAUUAAUUUUCUCAUUGGCAUAGCCAGCUACUUAACACUCUUCCCAACAGAAAUAUUUCUAAUUCUGCUUCUAAAAAUUUGCCUUCAAUGAUUGAGAUCAAUAUACUUUAAAAAAGACAAGAAUUGAUGAUUUAAACUUAAACUGAAACUCAUUUCUUACUCUACAGACCUUAAAAAGGCAUUAGUGUUCUCCUAAUGGCCUCAAGUCUCUUAUUGUACUCCAAUAAAUAGAUCAUUUACUGAAAUCAAUAGCUAUAUAUACAUAUAUAUACAUUUAAAUGUAAUAAAAAAGAGCUUAACAAGAAGCAUUUGAAAGUUUUAUACAACAUUUUUGCCAAAGCACUAGGCAAAGGGCAAAAACAAACAUUUCCACCCAAUGAAUAUUUCGAAAUGCCAGAAGGAAACAACAAAUAAAGAUAAAUAAAAAAAAAAAUUAAAUAAAAAAACAAUUAAAAAUUAUUUAAAAGUGAAAAUAAUUUGACCCUUGAAAAAUGUUACGCAAAAUAAAGAAUAUGUUCCAUGUGAAAACAAAAAGGGCAAUAUAUAAAUGUAUUGAUGAUGUUGUGUGUGAGCCAAUGAAAAUUUAAAUAAAACCAAACAAAAUUAAACCCGAAAAGAGAAAUGAAA